Molecule: messenger RNA, 1918 nt
Organism: Daucus carota subsp. sativus
Lineage: Eukaryota; Viridiplantae; Streptophyta; Magnoliopsida; Apiales; Apiaceae
Product: proline--tRNA ligase, cytoplasmic
Exons: 13
Coding region: 151-1698 (515 amino acids)
Biological process (GO): prolyl-tRNA aminoacylation
Cellular component (GO): cytoplasm; aminoacyl-tRNA synthetase multienzyme complex
Molecular function (GO): proline-tRNA ligase activity; ATP binding
Source: RefSeq, a predicted model, not a curated record
GGGAUAAAUAAAAGUGGUCAGAUAUGUAUACAGAGCAUUAGGGUUUUGUCUGAAGAAUAUAAACGUUGACACACAAACACAGAAGAUAAGCAGCGCCUCUGAUCCCUAUUGGCGGCUCUUUCAAGCUAAUUGUUCUUCAAUUAACAGGAGAUGGCUACCAAUGAAGCUAAGAAGAAACCUAAUGCCAAGGGUGGAGGUGGAGGAGGAGGAAGUAAGAAGAAGGAAGUUAAGAAGGAAACUGGACUUGGCCUCUCCUUCAAAAAGGAUGAGAACUUUGGAGAAUGGUACUCUCAGGUGGUUGUUAGCGCUGAAAUGAUUGAGUACUACGAUAUAUCAGGUUGCUACAUCAUAAGGCCGUGGGCUUGGAAGAUUUGGAAGCUAAUGAAAGAAUUUUUUGAGAAAGAGAUAGACAAGAUGGAGAUCGAGGAUUGCUCUUUCCCACUUUUUGUAUCUCCUGCCGCACUGCAACGUGAAACGGAUCAUAUUGAGGGGUUUGCUCCUGAGGUUGCAUGGGUUACAAAAUCUGGAGAAUCUGACCUAGAGAUUCCUAUUGCUAUCCGCCCUACAAGUGAAACAGUGAUGUAUCCAUAUUUCCCAAAGUGGAUAAGAGGUCACCGAGAUUUGCCUUUGAAGCUGAAUCAGUGGAACAAUGUUGUCCGUUGGGAGUUCAGCAAUCCUACUCCAUUUAUCAGGAGUCGGGAGUUCCACUGGCAAGAAGGCCACACAGCAUUUGCAUCAAAGGAAGAAGCUGAUGUCGAGGUACUUGCGAUAUUGGAAUUAUAUAGAAGGAUAUAUGAAGAGUACUUGGCAAUACCAGUUGUAAAGGGUAAAAAGAGUGAAAUGGAGAAGUUUGCUGGUGGCCUUUACACAACAUCGGUGGAGGCUUUUAUCCCUAAUACCGGUCGGGGUAUACAAGGAGCUACUUCUCACUGCCUUGGUCAAAAUUUUGCGAACAUGUUUGAUAUAAAAUUCGAGGAUGAGAAGGGCAACAAACGCAUGGUGUGGCAGAACUCAUGGGGAUACUCUACCCGAACUAUUGGGGUGAUGGUCAUGGUUCACGGGGACGACAAAGGACUGGUGGUGCCACCUAAAGUGGCGUCAUCCCAAGUCGUAGUGGUUCCAGUGCCCUACAAAGAUGCGGAUACACAAGCUAUUUUAGAUGCCUGUUCUGAUGCUGUGAAGACACUGACUGAAGCAGGUCUACGGGCCAAAGCUGAUCUCAGAGAUAACUAUUCACCUGGUUGGAAGUACUCACAUUGGGAAAUGAAAGGUGUUCCUUUGAGGAUUGAAAUCGGACCAAAAGAUUUGGCUAAUAAUCAGGUGCGUGCUGUUCGACGUGACAAUUUCAAAAAGGUGGAUAUUCCCAUGGCGAGCUUGGCGGAGCAAGUAAAAGACAUGCUAGAUGAUAUUCAAAAAAGUUUAUUUGAUUCUGCAAAGGAAAAACGAGAUGCAUGUAUUGAGAAAGUGGCGACAUGGGAUCAAUUUAUCGAAGCACUAGGAAAAAAGAAAAUGAUCCUAGCUCCUUGGUGUGAUGAAGAGGAAGUAGAAAAAGAUGUUAAAACACGGACAAAGGGCGAGAUGGGAGCUGCUAAAACACUGUGCUCUCCCCUAGAUCAGCCUGAUAUUCCCUCAGGUACUCUUUGCUUUGCCUCGGGAAAGCCAGCAAAAAAAUGGAGCUACUGGGGAAGGAGUUACUAAAGAGAUGAAGAGUCUUGACCUUAUACCCAUAAUUUGUUCAAAUCUGAAUGAAGGGAUGAUAUUCUUGUUAAUUUGAAUAUAUCUUUACAGAAUGUUGAUCUGUAUGUUGCAAGAUUUCUUUUCCUUCAAAUCUCUGAACAAACAGUUUAAAGAUCAGAAAUAUGAAGAUACUCUUUUGUCUGGCUAGUAAUAUACACUUCUUUGUACUUUUUCUUUACAA